Molecule: messenger RNA, 4539 nt
Organism: Sipha flava (yellow sugarcane aphid)
Lineage: Eukaryota; Metazoa; Arthropoda; Insecta; Hemiptera; Aphididae
Exons: 5
Coding region: 800-4153 (1117 amino acids)
Cellular component (GO): ribonucleoprotein complex
Molecular function (GO): RNA binding
Source: RefSeq, a predicted model, not a curated record
CGUAAUUUGGUAUGAACCAAUUAUUUUUUCUGCCGCUUUGUUAUUGCAAUUAGUAUUAUUAUUAUUAUUCCGAUUAUUAUUGUUCAACGCGAUAUUCGCGUUUUAUCGUUUUACCGUCGUUCUUGUUUUGUGUCGUCGUCGCCAUUGUCAAAUGAAUAUUGGAAGUUGUAAUAAUUAUUUGACUAUCUAUUAUACCGAUGAUGCUCAUGAUGACUUAACAUUGACGACGUCAACGCGGAUUUAUUAACUUUUUUCUUUUUUUUUUUUAUUAUGUUUUUCAAGCUUCAAUGUGAUUCAAAUUGAAUUUAAAUUUUUAAUCUUUUAACUUAAAUUUCAUCUACUCUUUCACAUUUAAUUCUCUUAUUCAGUCGGCAGAAUUGGUUUUUUUCAUAUGUUUAAUUUUUUUUUUAUCUCAGUCAUUUCAGAACCACCAUUUUCGUUUUAAUUUAAUGUUUGUUUUGUAUUUGUCAAUUUCUAUUUUAUUGUUUCAAAAAGAGAAAAAUAAUUUUAAAGAAAACACGUUGAAAGUAGCUUCUGCCAUAUUAUUUGCUGCUUCACAAUCGACAGAUAUCCACUACUACUUCUACUAUUAAGAUUUCAGCUUCUACUACUACUACAACAACAACGCUCGAGGAGCCUGUGAAAAAGCAAACAUUGAGAAAAUUUAGAGUAAAUAUUAUUUGGUCAUACAUUUAUGCCAAAAUAGGCAUUAAGUCAUUGUCAUUUACUACCUAAGGAUACAAAUACAACACAUUAAGACGGCUUAGAUAUUAAAUUUAAAGAAAAAUAAGGCAAAAUCAUGAGUGUUAUAAUUAGAUUACAAAAUCUACCAUGGUCAGCCAAUGCCGCAGACAUAAGGCAAUAUUUCCAAGGGCUGUCAAUACCCGAGGGUGGAGUUCAUAUCGUCGGCGGGGAAAAAGGCGAUGCUUUCAUAUCUUUUAGUACUGAUGAGGAUGCUAGACAGGCUAUGCUUUCUGACGGUGGUUGUAUUAAGGAUGUACAAAUCAAACUGUUAUUGAGCUCACGAAAUGAGAUGCAAAAAGUAAUUGAAACCGCGCGACAGCAGACAAUGCAAAUCACGCAGGUCUACAUGCACCAAAUGCAGCAGCCGCAACUUCCCCUAAUUGGAUCGUUGCCACCACUAACUGCUAAGGUCUUACCUCAACCUCAGCAACAAACUAGGCCAAACCAAUUGGUCACCAUGUUGCCAAGACAUCAUCCUAUUAUGGACCCGACAGCGGUGCUUAUGUCCCAGGAUAAGCAACAACAGCUCCAACAACAGUCGCAGCAACAUAUGUCUCCAAAAGCAACGGAAAUUAAAGAUCGUGAUGACAAAGGUGGUUAUAAACGUGAACGAGUUCGAUCAAAAUCUCGGGAGCAUAGGUCGAGGUCGUCCCGCAGUGGCGGGAGCAAUAGACGGGAUAGGUCGAGAUCUAGAGAUCGGCGUCGUAGAGAUAGGAGUCGUGGAAGAGAUCGGUCCAGAGACAGAUAUCGUAACGGUGGCGGAAACAGAAACUCUUCUAGUCGAGGAAGUGGUGGAAAACCACACACGUCCAGAUCACCGGUUGGAAAAACGAUGGAUGUUAAUAAGGGCAUCCCUGAUCAACAACCUCCGAACAGCAGAACUUGGAACGGUCAAUAUGAGAAUAUGCAGCCGCAAGCGAUGACCGAAAAUCAUCAGCCGCCGUUGAUGAACGUUGGACCCCCCGGCAACGUUGGUUUUAAUCACUUCAGAACACCUCCUCAGCCACCGAUCGUUCCCGGUUUGGUCACGAAUUCUUAUCAACAGCAUCCGCAACAAAUGGCGAACAGCGAAUGGGGUGACGAUGAACGUUUGCCGCUUCAGCAGCAGCCGUACAUUCCGAACAACGAUUUCCAAGGAGAAACCUACGGUGGUGGCAGUGACGACGAAGACGACCGGCAAGCCGAGUUCGACAACAAUUACCAUCGGAGAUUCAACGACAACAACCCGACCAUGAGGAGAGGACGACCCGGACAAGAUUUUCACGAUCAACAGGGAUUCGGCACGAACAGAAAUCCGAGAUUUCACAAACCACAACAGUCCAUGGCCGGUGGGGGGCAGCAAAACCGUGGCGGUCACCGGCAAUUCGAUUCUUUCGGAGGCGGUGGCGGGCCGAGGUUCAACCAUCAUCAGCAGCAUCCUAGGUACGGCGGUGGACUGGACGGUAACGGCCGCGGUGGCGGCAGACCGUCCCGGUUUAGCUCGAUCCAAGACGGCAGCGGGGGGAAACCGUCGAGGUUCAACGCGAUGCAGCAACAACGUGGUAAAGACGACGAUGGCGGUGACGAUGGGUCGGACUUUAACGAUCCGAAGAGAGGUGCAGCGCCGGCCCGGUUCAACGACCGGUACAGGUACGACGUGCGCAACUCUCAGACGCCGCGGGCUGAAGGUCUGUGCGUCGAAGUGAACAACAUGACCAAUCAUUUCUCGUACGGCGACGUGCGCAAAGUGUUCGAGGGCAUACACAUCGACGGGUCGGCGAUCAAGAUCCAAAAGCAUCGCCAGGGCGUGGCGUUUGUGCGGUUCGACAACAACCACAACAAGAACCUGGCAUUGCGGAUGAACGGGAACGCGUACAAAGGCAACAACGUGGUGGUCAAGCAUUUGGACGACGAGGCGUACGAGCGGGAGAACACGGACGACCGACCGUACCCCACUACGGUGGCAGCGACUGUGGCGCCGGCAACGACUACAGCAGCGGUAGCGACGGCCUCACCGAACGUUGUGGAUCUGGUAGACCUGGUGGAUGACGAGGAAGAUAACGACGGCGGGAAGCCGUCAGGUGCGAAGCGUAAGAAGAACGACGUGCGCAGCGACGAGGACUGCAACAAUCUAGUGGUGUGUGACAAGAACCCGUCAGCGUCCGAAGGUGGUGGCAACGGCGGUGAAGGUGAAGUACAACAGUCACAGCAGCAACAGCCGCAGCAGCAGCAACAGCAACAGCAACAGGAAGUGCCGACCAAGUAUCUGAAACUGAAGCAGCUGCCAAUCACGGUGACGGAGGAGGACGUGCUGAACGAGAUGGAAGGCGGUGGCGAGGUGCGACGUGUAACUUUUUACCCGGACGGCGAGUUCAUGGGUGCCGCCCUGGAGUUCCGCAGCGUUGACGAGGCCGAGGCUACGUUAAAAAGGUUCGACUGCGUGCUUCUGGGCUCCACCCCUGUGCCCGUGCUGCGGUGCACUUACAAGGAGUAUGUGCAGAUCAAACGGAAAUCCGGCGGUGGGACCAGACGGUUUUCCGGGGAGAACACCACCGGCGGCGGUGGUCGCCACUUUAACCACCAGCAGCACCACAACCCGAUGUCUGCGCAGCCGCCCGUCCAGUCGAAUGUCGUCCCAACCUGUAGCCGUUCCAACUGCGUGUACGUGCAUGGGCUGCCCACGUCCGUGACCAACACGGAUAUCACGCAGUUCUUCGCCGACACGUCCGUGCUGCCCGACAAGAUACACAUCAUGUUGAGCAAGUUUGGCCGGCCCACCGGCGAGUCGUACUGCGAGUUCAGCAGCGUGCAGCAGGCGCACACGGCCUUGAUCAAGGACCAGUGUUACAUGGGCCCCAACCUGGUGCACGUGUCGCCCAUCAACCGAUCGGACAUGAUCCAAGCCAUUACCAAGCCGAUGCAACAGCACAACAACCACCACCAGGACAUGUCCUGGGGACCGGGUGGCGGUGGAGGCAAUCGCGGCGGUGGACCCAGGCAGCACAACAUGAUGUCCGGACCCAGACAGCAACACCAAGGACCUCAGUCCUCGUACGGCGGCAGUGGUGGCCACAAUGGUGGGUACGGCGGUGGUCGGCCGCAACCGUACAUGAACAACGCGCGCGGCGGGGGUUACACUCCCCGGAUACGCGGGCCCGGACCGAACACCGGGCCGGACGGGUUCGGACAGCCCGGCUGCGUCGUGGCCCUAGACAACGUGCCCUACUGCGCUGACGUGCAGGAGAUAGUAGACUUCUUCUCGGGCUUCGAGCUCAACAGCCAGAACGUCAUCAGGCGGUUCAACGACUUCGGCAAACCCACCGGCGAGGCACGUGUGAACCUCAGGAACCCGCAGGAAGCCAUGCGAGCCGUUCGCGUGCUCCAGAACAAGCCCAUUUUUAACAGGCCGGUGCGUCUCACUCUCUUGUGAGACCCUUGCAGUUAGAUUAUUAUUUCACGCAUCGCCUAUUACUUUGUAAAUAGAUUUUUCAUUAUUCAAGAUUUAACUUGGUUUUUUUAUACUUAUGUAUUAUAUUGAAUAAACGUGUGAUGAAAAAUAUUCUUACUUGUUACUGCUGCUGAUACUGUAUAUGCUUCGCCUGCAGCGAAUUUCCCUGUCCAUUAUAUUUGUUAGUCCAUAUACAAUUUUUUUCCCAUUCGUUUCGAUUGUUUUCCGAAUUUUUUUCCGAUUGAUUUCCAUUUUCAUAUGUAAAUCUUAUAUAAAAUUUAUAAUUUGCUAUCAAUAAAUAUAAUAUAUUGUUAUAUAUAUUAUUCAUUUCAACGCGUAACUUCCAAGAGGACAAAUGUAAUGAUUGU